AUGGAUCCCCCCCUGGAGCUGGCGCCGGACCCCAGGUUCCCCCGGCCGCUCGUGGAGAUGCUGAUAAGAAAUUUCAGUGUCCCAGCAGCCUGCUUCUCCCUGCCACCCACCUCCCAGCAGCUCCUGCAACAGCUGGACGUAGUUGAACUCUCCAUCAUGGGACUUGCCACCUUUCUGACGCUGCUUUCGGUUGCCAUCUUUGUGGAAGAGGCAUUCUACCUCACUCGCAAGAUUCGUUGCCCCAUCAAGAUGAAGACACUCCUCUGGAGUAGCUCAGCCCCUACGGUCGUGUCUGUGGUCAGCUGCUUUGGGCUCUGGAUCCCCCGCUCCAUGAUGGUGGUGGAGAUGGCGACCACAGCGUACUUUGCUGUCUGCUUCUACUUCCUGAUGCUGGUCAUGGUGGAGGGCUUUGGGGGCAAGGAGGCAGUUCUGAGCACCCUGAAGGAUGUGCCCAUGGUGAUUAGCACCGGGCCCUGCUGCUGCUGCUGCCCCUGCCUGCCCCGAAUCACCAUGAGCAGGAAAAAGCUCCAACUGCUGCUGCUGGGGACUUACCAGUACACCUUCUUCAAGGCAGUCGCUGUCUUCGUGGGGCUGGUCCUGGCUGCUGAUGGGAACUACAAUCCUGCUGAUAUCUCAGAGAAGAGCGUGGCUCUCUGGAUCAACACACUCCUGGGUGUCUCCACCAUCUUUGGCUUGUGGGCCCUGGGCAUCCUCUUCCGGCAAGCCAGGUUGCAUUUGAAAGAGCAGAACAUUGGGGCCAAGUUUGCUUGCUUCCAGGUUCUCCUCAUCCUGACGGCACUGCAGCCCUCCAUCUUCAGCAUCCUGGCCAACAAUGGCAGCAUCGCCUGCUGGCCACCCCUUUCCUCCAAGGCUAGGUCGCAGCAGAUGAAUAUGCAGCUAAUAAUCCCGCAAACGUUCAUCAUAGCUGUGGUGACCCGGAUAUACUACCGCAAGCAGGAUGACAAACCAGGCUACCAGCCCAUCAGCUUCACACCUACAGACACCAACAUCAAGAUCUGA
Messenger RNA from Rhea pennata, 1020 nucleotides. It is a transcript of the gene SLC51A, whose product is annotated as solute carrier family 51 member A. Gene Ontology annotation, molecular function: transporter activity. The coding region runs from base 1 to 1020 and encodes 339 amino acids. The record is from RefSeq and is a predicted model, not a curated record. Lineage: Eukaryota; Metazoa; Chordata; Aves; Rheiformes; Rheidae. Gene Ontology annotation, cellular component: endoplasmic reticulum membrane; plasma membrane. Gene Ontology annotation, biological process: bile acid and bile salt transport. The transcript has 9 exons.